Messenger RNA from Penicilliopsis zonata CBS 506.65, 2625 nucleotides. RefSeq lists its product as hypothetical. Bases 429 to 2297 code for a protein of 622 amino acids. Gene Ontology annotation, molecular function: RNA binding. Lineage: Eukaryota; Fungi; Ascomycota; Eurotiomycetes; Eurotiales; Aspergillaceae. The transcript has 2 exons. The record is from RefSeq and is a predicted model, not a curated record. Gene Ontology annotation, cellular component: nucleus.
CUCCGUAGUAUCUUUAUUCCUAGCUCCCAUCCUCAUCAGUUGUCUCUUCGUUUCUUUCUCCCACCUCAGUGGAUGCCAGAUGGUCUGCCUGUCAGAAAUGGCAGGCAAGCGGAAUCGGACGGCCUUCGAGGCUGACCUUCAAGCCCAUCAGUCUCCCUACGCCCUAUACGGAACCCCUCUCCCGCCACUGGAUGCGGGAGUGCGCGAUGAUGGGGGCUUUUACAGGCGGUUUCAGCGCCGGGUGAGCUCAUGGUUCCCCGCGGCGCUCUGGACAGCAUGACUAAAAUCUUUUUUUUCUCUCUCCUGUUGAUAGAUACUUCAACACCGUCGGUUCUAAGGAAGGCUGGACGCCCGCCACUUUUGUCUCGACGCGGCAGAACCGUGCCAAAGAUGCAAAGGAACAACGCCUGCAGCGACCGGAGGAUUUCAUGGACGAGGAGGACAUUCGCGAGGCCGAGGAAUCGAAGCAUCUGCAUACCACAGAGGGAUUUGCCGGGUUUGGGUCGACCGAGCUUGAUUCCUCGCGCCGAUUCGGACUCAUGGAUCUGUUCAAAUCUACGGGCGGUGAAACCAUGGGAGCCAAAUUGCUCAAGAAGAUGGGUUGGCGAGACGGCCAGGGGAUCGGGCCGAAAGUCCGCCGCCGAGCUCAUGUCGAGGAUCACGAUGGGGAGGGAACAGGCGAGAAAACGCACCUCUUCGCCCCGAAGAACCCGCCGAUGGUUGCCUUUAUCCGCAAAACAGAUCAUAAAGGGUUGGGAUUUAAAGGCGAAACACGAUUAGUCGCGGGGUCUCAUGGGAAUGGCCCGGAGGACUCUGGUGAUGAGGAAGGACCCGGCUCCUCGUUGUUUGAUCAGCGAUUCACCAUCCAGAAAGACCGGAAACCACCGAAAGAGAAGGAGAAACGACGGGGCGGGUUCGGUGUAGGUGUGCUGAACGAUACUGGCUCCGACGAUGAAGACCCUUAUUCCCUGGGGCCCUCGAUCUCAUACAAUCGCGUUAUUGGCGGUGACAAGAAGAAAAAGAAGGCGACCAAGCCGGCGAUAUCGUCGGCGAAUCCUCUUCUCGCUGCCAAGCCUGUUUUCAUGUCGAAAAAGACCAUUGCUGCUAGGACUUCUUCGACGGGCUUCCGGAAAUGCCAUGACGGCCGUCUUCCGCUGGAUGGAUUUGUCCUUGCUGACGGCAUCUCAACUCUCUCGAUCUCAUCGCAAGAGAAGAAAUACGCCCCCCCGGAUAUUCCAACAGACUGGAAGUCUCUCAAGACACCGGUCACUGAGCGGGAUGUGACCAACUACGUCUCUACGGCCGAAGCUGCCAAGGCAUCCACUCUAGACCCUACAUCCCGGGCAGCGCUUCUGGGCGAAACCGUGCUCCCUGGAAAAUCCAUCUUCGACUGGAUGACGCCAGCAGCCCGGGAGAAGAUUAUGAAACUUACCGGCAAAACGGACCUUCCUCCAGCGCUAGGGGAGAAAGCCCCCCGCGGAUACGAGAUGACCGAAUCCCAGCGACGGAGAGACCUGUGGGAUCUGGUCCCGAAACUGGACAAGCAGCUUGCUGUGCAGGCUCUGACCCGCGCUGUCAGCGGCUGGAUGCCUUACUCCGAAGAUGAGGCCAAGCGUGCGCGGUAUCGGACCUUCCUCGAGGUCAGAGCCGGUCUGCGGGAUACCCUUCCCGACCGGGCUCCCAACUCGACGACGGACGACUGGGUCACUGAGCUCAACGAGUUCACUCGCGCCGCCGAGGUGUUCAAGCCGAUGUCUUCCAUCAUGGCCUCACGUUUCACCUCGGCCUCAACCGCUCCCAAGACCGCGUCGUCGGAUCAGCCUGACGCGCCGGACUCGCUACUCAGUAAACCAGCCGAAAAGCCCGAAGACCCGGCCGAAGCAGCCGCCAAGAUCGGCAUGUUUGGCCCGGUGACCCGCAGUACCAUUUCUUUCUAUCCCUCCCGGCUGCUCUGCAAACGAUUCAACGUGAAGCCGCCGGACCAUGCCCAGAUGGACACGGGAGAGCAGCCCGGAGCCGUCGACUCUUCCGGCAGCAGGUACUAUCACCAGCAGCAGCCGAAGAAGACCCUGGUCUCGAGGGAGGUGAUGAACGAACUGCUCCUCGAGUCGCAGGGUAAUAAUAAUAACAACAACAAUACUUCUGGCCUAGCUGGACCUUCGGUGACCACAGUCGAGGUGGUGAAACCGCCCGCCGUCAUCGAGCCGGAGCGUAACGAUGCUCUCGAGGGCGACCGGCCGGGCGAAGCAGUCUUCAAGGCGAUCUUUGGUAGCGACGACGAAGAUGAGAGUGACUAGGGAUAUCUUAGCGAGAUGAUCAUACGAUUCUUUUACCUUGACCAGCCAAUACAAGUGAUUCCAUUACAAAAGAAGGUUAAGGUUGAACAGCGUUCAAAGCCCACUACAUACACAUACAAUACUCGUCACUUAAUUAGAAAAAAAAAAGAGUCUAGCUAUGAUGUAGAAGACUACCUAGUAGCUAAGCAUUGCAGUAAGUACUACUGGUCUAUUAACCAGAUCGUACCACCCUGUCAGAAUAAUCCCUGUUGUGCCUUGGGCCGUCACACCAACCAAGCUUUCGUCCAACGUCACCCCGAGGAACGGGUUGUCUUGUCCUCCCUUGCUG